This is a messenger RNA of Corvus hawaiiensis (hawaiian crow), 1282 nucleotides long. RefSeq names its product autophagy-related protein 2 homolog A-like. Gene Ontology annotation, biological process: piecemeal microautophagy of the nucleus; autophagy of mitochondrion; autophagosome assembly. The record is from RefSeq and is a predicted model, not a curated record. The transcript has 11 exons. Bases 86 to 1255 code for a protein of 389 amino acids. Gene Ontology annotation, cellular component: extrinsic component of membrane; phagophore assembly site. NCBI's taxonomy places the organism in Eukaryota, Metazoa, Chordata, Aves, Passeriformes, Corvidae. Gene Ontology annotation, molecular function: phosphatidylinositol-3-phosphate binding.
CUGCAGGCCCCGCCCCCGCAGCGCAGGCCCCACCCCCCCGCGGUGGCGCAGCCGAGGGGGCCCCGGGAGGGUCCCGGAACAGCUGAUGGAGCUGCACCUGGGCAAGGUUUGCCUCCAGCACGAGACGUAUGCGGCGGAGCCCUGGGGGGCCGCGGGGGGGUCCCGGGGGGGUCCCCUGGGCCCGGGGGAGGUCCCCACGUCCCGCCUGGUGCUGCUGGUGCCGGAGCUGGAGCUGCGCGAUCGCCUGGGGGGGGGCCCCGCGCCCCCCUUCCUGAGCCGCCACCCCCGAGGGGGGCCACCCCCACAGCCCCCCACGCUCUGGCUCAAGGCGCUGCGGGUCCUGCCCCACCCGCCCCCCCCCGGGGGGGUCCCCGAGUGCUGCCUCAGGGUCACUGUGACCCCCCUGCGCCUGCACAUCGACCAGGACGCGCUGAUUUUCCUCAGGGAUUUCGCCGGCGGCUUCAUCACCCACCUGAGCCCCCCCACGGGGCCCCCGCCAGGACCCUCGCCCGCCUGCCCCGGGGUCGGGGACCCCCCCCAGCCGGAGCCGCCCCCGGACGAGGAGCCCGAAACGAGACCCCCCCGAUCUACUUCCGCGAGUUCCGGUUCACGGCCGAUGUCCCCGUCUGGCUGGACUACCGCGGCAAGCGCCGUCACCAUGGAGCAGGGUGCCCUGGCCGGGAUCCUGAUCGGGCUGGCGCGGCUCAACUGCUCCCAACUGCGGCUGAAGCGGCUCUGCCACCGCCAGGGGCUGCUGGGGCUGGGCCGGGUCGUGUCCUACGCGGUGACCGAGUGGCUUCGGGACAUCCGGUGUCACCAACUGCCGGGGCUGCUGGGGGGAGUGGCGCCCGUGCAACGCCGUGCUGCGGCUCUGGCGGGCGCUCCGGGACCUGCUGCUGCAGCCGCUGCUGGGGGGCGGCCCCGGGGCCGUGACCCGGGGGGUGACGCGGGGGGUGACCCGCGGUGUCACCGCCCUCGGGGCCGCCUCCGCCAGCGCCGCCAUCGGGCUGGGGACGAGGCUACUGCGGGCCCUGCAGGCUUUGGCACCGAGGCCCUUUAUGGACUUGUGGCUCCCCCGGGCCCCCCCCGGCCACUCCCGGCCCCCCGGAGCCCCCCAGCGGCACCAGCGCCCCCCACGCCCCCCCGGCACGAGGAGCGGCCCCGCCCCCACCGAGGGACUGGGGGGGCCCCGCCCCCAAUAAACUGGCAGAGACUGGUUCUUACUGGGACUGAGACUGGUUCUUAUUGGGAGUGAGGGGUUCAUACGAGGGGGGGCUGGUCC